AUGGACCCCAAUGAAUUCCGAGAAAGGGUCAACAAUGCCCUAGAUGAGUGUCUUCGUCCACGCGAAGAGGUGAUGAUGAUAAGGCGUAUCAUGAAACAGCGUCUUGGGCAGAGUCUCGGCACAGAGCAACUCAAAAGCCCCCUCUCUCUUGUCGACAUUGACACGAAAGUAUCCGAGACUAAGGAUCUUCAAGGUCUUCACAGAGAGUACAUCGAGGCCGUUCGGAGGAAUCUUAAAGCUCGGCAGGGUUUCGCUCAGGUUCAGAAGGAACAUGAAGAGAUGAUGGCCUCGCUCAAGCCACAAAAGGACGUCGACACAAGGAUCCUAGAUUUGCAUCUAGAGGUUACAAAACUGCGGCAGAGGCAUGAUAAGCUAGCGGCCGCCAAGAAGUACCUAGAUGAGCUCCAAAAGCAACCAGCCGCGGCAACGGCCUUCUUGGAUCCCAAAGCCAUGUAUAAAGACUGCAGCCCGCUGCCGGAGAUGCCCCCAGAGAUGGUUAAUGGCUUUGCAGUCGAUCACGAAUCAGCGGAUGCCGAGAUUCAAGAGCUCCUUCAACGUCUUCAGAAGACGGUUCUGCGCAGUAAACUCAUGUACCGAAGAGACAAGCAACGGCAUACGGAGGCUCAAACUAGGGAUCCCGUGGACCCCGGGAACCUGAGUCCAGAGGUCAAGCUGCAUGCCCUCAAUGCCGUCAAGAACACCUUGAUCAACUGGAUAGAAUCCCAAUUGAGCAAAGCUGGCGACGAAGCGAUACCAGACACUGAAAAGCCAAAAAAUCCACUGGUAGACCACAAAGCCCAACUAGCAGAAAUCCAAAAUCAGUAUCAACGCCACCUGGAGCUGCGCAAAGAAGCCAUGACAUUUCUUGCCCAGCACAAGGAAAUGCUGAAGGGGAUGCAGGAAGAGUUGAAGCAAUCAGAGGAGACGCCAGACAAAGAACCCGAAACUCAGGAAAUCCCAACGGCAAAGCCACUUCCAACCGCCUAUCUGCUCACACCCUACGUCGAGAAGUUGCGCACUUUAUCUCGAGAGCAGAAAGGUCUAAUCCAGGAGCGAUCCCACAUCAACGCCAGCCUAGCAAAACAACAAGAAGACACCAAAUUGGCCCUGAGCCAUCUCGCGGAGGAAAGCCAACUUCUCCUGAAGUUCCCCAGCAACAAACCCACCUCGACGCAGAACAUGAGCUUUGGGGAAGCGACCAGACCGGGCAACAAGUCGAGUGUGACGGACCAGUUACAACUGUGGCUGUACGCGGCCGACUCGGCCAAAAUCACAACUCUGGAGACGGUGGUUGAGAAGGUCGAAGAGGGGAUGAUUUCAGUGGACAACUCGAGGCAGACAUUGGAGGAGAUCUGCAAGUUGCUCAACGUGCCGUUACCUGAGGAGGAAUCCGGGGAGGGCCAAGAAGCACCCGAGAAGGAUCUGUGGGAUCCCGAGGGCGAUGAUGAGAAGAGCAAAGCGAAGGUGACCAAGAAAUGCGUUGAGGAGAAGGAGAAGUUGGAACCAGUCAAGACCAUAUGGGAAAUCUUGGAUGGGAAUCUGGGAUCCAUCAACGAAUGA
Messenger RNA from Pseudomassariella vexata, 1560 nucleotides. RefSeq lists its product as uncharacterized. Lineage: Eukaryota; Fungi; Ascomycota; Sordariomycetes; Amphisphaeriales; Pseudomassariaceae. The record is from RefSeq and is a predicted model, not a curated record. Bases 1 to 1560 code for a protein of 519 amino acids. The transcript has a single exon.